Messenger RNA from Nanorana parkeri, 1359 nucleotides. RefSeq names its product ras and Rab interactor 3-like. The transcript is spliced from 4 exons. Gene Ontology annotation, molecular function: guanyl-nucleotide exchange factor activity; small GTPase binding. Gene Ontology annotation, biological process: vesicle-mediated transport. Gene Ontology annotation, cellular component: cytosol; endocytic vesicle. The coding region runs from base 109 to 1359 and encodes 416 amino acids. The record is from RefSeq and is a predicted model, not a curated record. NCBI's taxonomy places the organism in Eukaryota, Metazoa, Chordata, Amphibia, Anura, Dicroglossidae.
UGCUGCGGAAAGGCCCAAGAAACUUCAGAUUCAAAUCCCAGUACUCCAAAGCUGCUUAGGAAAUCUGUAAUAUGUGUACAUACUGUAAGUGAGCCAAAAAGAGAAAGCAUGGUGGAAUUAAAUGAAACACAAACUUUGGAUAAUAGUUUCAGUGACAACAAUAAAACACUAAGGUUGUCGCAGGAAAAGAAAUGUGCUUCGCGUCAACACAGGGUGUCCUGGAUUCAAGAGGAACAUGUAAACGCUACUUUGAAGAAAGCUAAUUCGGACACUUCUCUAAGUUCCUCUGACAGUUUCCUCCUCCCUCCGCUUCCAGAGUUGGAUUCUGUAUCCAUUAGUAGUGUUGAGGAAGAUGGAGAACGUAGCUCCCUGAGGCCAAAGAGACACCAUUCACAUGGACUUGGAGAUAUAGUCAGACAUAGUCUACUAGCGGUUAGCACAGCACUAACUGGGCUGGUUUCUCCAGAGAAACACCUGGUAAAUAGAAUCCAACAACUGGCAGAAGACCCUUCAUCUUACCUGGGUGGAACUGUUCAAACAUUCAUUAUCCAACUACAAAAACGAUCUGUUGUAUAUCUUUCUUCUACAGAGAUGCUACAGGGUAUACGUCAACUGCUUACUAACUUGAGGAACCAUCUGCUGGAUAGCAAUGAGACUUUGGAAAUUCUGGAUCGUCAAGAAAUUGAGGAAAUCAAAAUUGCCUCUAUCAUCGAAUCAUCUCUGUACAAGUGUGUGCUGAAACCCUUGCAAAGUACAAUUUACUCUCAACUACUGGAGAUGCACAACAGAGAUGGCUCUAUGGAGAAGUUGCUCGAUAACCAGCAGAAGAUGAAGAAAUGGAGCCUGGAUGAGCAGCAGCCACGAGCAGGAAUUCCUGGGCUUGCCACCAUGGAGAAGAUUAAGCAGAAACUGGCACUCAUGCACAAAUCCUAUUCCCCAGAAAAGAAAAUACGCCACUUGCUGAAAAUCUGCAAACAUAUUUAUGAGUCAAUGGAAGCAUGCAGUGGGAAGAAAGAAGCCUUUGGUGCAGAUGACUUCUUACCUGUUCUGAUCAAUGUUCUGCUUGGAUGUGACCUCACUGCUGUUCAGUUAGAUGUGGAGUAUAUGAUGGAACUUGUGGAUCCUUUCCAGCUUCAAGGAGAAGGUGGCUAUUAUCUGACUACUUUGUUUGGAGCUUUGUAUCACAUAAGCACCUUCAACACUGUAUCAAGACAGCUCAGUGUGGAGGCCCAGAAUUCUAUCCGCCAGUGGCAACGCAGACGGACUGUUUACCACAAACAAUCUUUUCAAAAACACAGUCAAGUGAAUAAGACAAUGUCAGAAAAAUAUGCAUCUCUGCUGGCCUCAGAUGGAAAAUAG